AUGCCGGGAAGAACCUCGCGCUCGCGAUUAACGACAACAACAAAUACAACAUCGGCGAAAGAGUUUAAAGAUGAAAGAAGACACUUGCGAACGACGCGAUCGAGCUCGGCGAAAGCGCACUCCGGCAUCGUCGACGUCGCGAAGAAACUUUUGUGCACGGUGCAUAAACUCGACGGGCACCUUCAAGAAGGAAAGAAGAGAAGCGCUCGCGGCGUUCGGAGGUUUUCAGCAGACGUUGCCAUAAAAAACGGCAUGCAAGAAGAGGAGGCGUUUGAAGAAGAAGAAGAAGACGACGUGAAGGAGGAGGAUUUUUUAGAAGACGUGCACAUGGAAGGACAGACGCCGACGGUUGCGAAGACGACGACGAGAAAUACGGUAAAGAUACAUCGAACGCCGGAAGGAACGCCGAAAGACGAGAAGCAAGUGGAAAGAGUCGUCGCUUUGAUGCGAUUGAUCUUAACCGCGAAGAAAGUGAAGGAGGACAAAGUGCCGGCGCUCAUCGCGCCGAAUCUGUACCUCGGGUCGAUCGGCGCGGCGCAAAGCGAGGAGCAGAUUAAAGAGAAAGGGAUCACGCACGUCCUCACGGUGGCGAGAGGGUUUGAGAUUAAACACGUGGAAGGGGUGAAGUAUAUGACCGUGGAGGUGGCGGAUAGGCCAGAUGCGGAUAUUCGAAGCCACUUUCCGCAGUGUUUCGAGUUUAUUAGCGGCGCGGUGAAGAGCGGCGGGAACGUGCUCGUGCACUGUUUCGCCGGCCGGUCGAGAAGCGCGUCCGUAUGCGCGGCGUACGUCAUGUGUCACGAAAACAUCAGGUUGGACGAAGCUUUGAUGCGAAUGCGGUUGGCGAGACCGCAGAUUAACCCGAACGCCGGGUUCAUGGGCCAGUUGAACCAACUGGAUGAAGAUUUGAUGAAGUGGCGGCGUAAAACCGGCCAAGAGAAGAUGAAGGAGGACGAGCAAGAAGUGACUUCGGCGCAAUCGCAAAACAGAGAUAGCGGACAAUCCAAGAGUUCCACCAGCGAAAGUUACAGCAUGAGCCACGGCGAUCAGCAUCACGCCACUAACAAGCGCAACGGCGGCGGCGGCGAAAAUUACGCGGAAACUGACCCGGCGAGCGAAAUCGCGAAAAAUACGCGACGCGCGAAAGCCGGCGCCGCGUCCACCACGACCGAAAGCGGCGGCACCAAGUCCACCUCCUCCGACCAGGACAACUCCACCCCGUACCGAAACCCGGACAAGAACAAGAACAAGAACUUAAACGACAACAACAUCUUGGAGCAGCGACCCGAGAGGGGCGGCGGCAAAUCCGCGCCAAAGCCGCAUCCGCCGCCCAAGACGAGGACGACGACGAAAGCGAGCGCGAAAGGCGGCGCGAUCAUGAUUUCCAGUUCCGGCUCCGACGACGACGACGACCACCACCAACAACAAGAACAAGAAGUCGUCGACAUGGACGUGCUUUGA
Molecule: messenger RNA, 1458 nt
Organism: Bathycoccus prasinos
Lineage: Eukaryota; Viridiplantae; Chlorophyta; Mamiellophyceae; Mamiellales; Bathycoccaceae
Exons: 1
Coding region: 1-1458 (485 amino acids)
Biological process (GO): protein dephosphorylation; negative regulation of MAPK cascade
Cellular component (GO): cytoplasm
Molecular function (GO): protein tyrosine/threonine phosphatase activity; MAP kinase tyrosine/serine/threonine phosphatase activity
Source: RefSeq, a predicted model, not a curated record